ACUCCCCAUGGCCUGCACCAGUUGAACCUAACCAUUACUGGCAUGCGCUGAUCACAAGGAAGAUGUCAAAUGCUUCCCGGCAAGGCAAGCGCUGAAAUUGAUUACUACAUUUCCCUUUUUAUUCUUCUUUUUGCCCUUUUGAGCCAUUCUCAUCCCUUCAUUCAUUUUACCUACAAACUGCCACCAACUCCCAAGUACCCCAAUUUAUAUAUAAGUCCCGACAUCUAUUUAAGUGUAUUGCCUAUCUCAGCUUUUCUGUCUUUGCAUAGCUUGUUUUUUACUUCUUCAUGGAAUUGGACAGCAUUGCAAUCCAAGUAGAGAAAUCCAACUAAAUAGCUAUUCUUUCUGUAUUCAAAUUGUCUUCUUGAUCUCUUUCCAAAUAGCUUCUGUUUUUUUAUUAUUAUUAUUUAAGGGCAAACAACUGGUACGCACAUCAAUCCCAGCCCUCAUUUGUUGUAGUUUCUUUGGCAAAUUCCAAGGUGUUGGGAUGAAGAAAAGUUCAACCCUGAUCUGUGCACCACUAAUGGCUCAAUCCAUUGAGCAAAUGGUGAGCCAAAUGCACCAGGCAAAGGCACAAGGUGCUGAUAUGGUGGAGAUCAGGUUGGACUGCAUUGACAACUUCCAGCCCCGCAAUGACCUCGAAACCAUCUUGAGAAACAAGCCAUUGCCGGUUCUUACCGUGUACCGGCGAAAACAGGAAGGUGGUCUGUACGAAGGCGAUGAACGUGCUCGAGUCGAAGCACUUCAUUUGGCUCAAGAGUUGGGAGCUGAUUAUGUCGAAUAUGAUCUCGAGGUGGCUUCUAAGCUUGUGGAGGAAAACAAAAAGGAACGUAGUAGAGACAGCAAAAUUAUUGUGUCUUGCUAUGUGAAUGGAGUGACCCCUUCAGAAGAAGAUCUCAGCCAUAUUGUUGCAAGCAUUCAAGCUACCGGUGCCGAUAUUGCCAAACUCGUCAUCAAUGCAGCUGAUAUUACAGAAUUACCAAGAAUUUUUCACCUCUUAUCAUGUUGUCAGGUGCCACUGAUUGCAUACUCUUCAGGGGAAAGAGGUCUUAUAAGUCAGAUAUUGUCCCCAAAAUAUGGCGGGUUUAUGGUAUAUGGCACUAUAGAAGGAGAUUCUGUUCCGGGUUUACCCACUUUAGCUAGCCUCAGAGAAGCCUACAAAGUUCACUACAUAAAUGAGGAGACUAAAGUUUUUGGGCUCAUCUCAAAGCCUGUUGGCCACAGCAAAGGUCCUAUACUGCAUAAUCCCGUCCUUAGACACGCGAACUUCAACGGAGUUUAUGUUCCGAUGCUUGUCGAUGAUCUCCAGAAGUUCUUCGGUGCCUAUCCUAGCCAUGACUUUGUUGGAUUCAGUGUUGGAAUUCCAUAUAAGGAAGCUGUAAUUGGAUUCUGCAAUGAAGUCCAUCCACUUGCUCAGUCUAUAGCCGCGGCUAAUACGAUUAUAAGGAGGCCCGGUAAUGGAGAGUUGGUUGGUUACAACACAGAUUGUGAGGCUGCAAUAACUGCAAUAGAGGAUGCUCUAAUAAAAGAACACAUAUCCAUUAAUGGAAAAACAGCCAUGAAUGCUCCACUAUAUGGAAAGAUGUUUGUUCUAGUUGGUGCCGGAGGCGCAGGAAGGGCCUUGGCAUUUGGCGCCAGAAGUAGAGGAGCUCGUGUGGUCGUUUUUGACAUAGAUUUUGACAGAGCAAAGUCUCUUGCUUGCGCUGUAAAUGGCGAAGUAAGGCGUUUCAAAGAUUUAGACCAGUUCCAGCCCGAGAAAGGUGCAGUUCUUGCCAAUGCAACACCAAUUGGAAUGCAUCCAAAUACAGAUAGAAUUCCUGUUUCUGAGGCAAGCUUGGGAGAUUAUCAACUUGUGUUUGACUCGGUUUACAACCCAAGAAAAACCAGAUUAUUGAAAGAAGCAGAAGUCUCCGGCGCCAUCGUUGUGAGUGGAGUUGAAAUGUUUCUCCGACAGGCCGUUGGUCAGUUCAAUCUCUUCACAGGUGGACAAGCACCUGUGGAAUUCAUGCGCGAGAUUAUUUGGGAAAAGUUUUGAUGCUCUCCUUCAAAAGAAACAAACAUUCAAUUGUGUACAAUAUAUGUGACAAAUAGUAAAUUGCAUAUAAUUUGAUAUGCAAUAUAUGAUUUAGUCAUGGAAAUUUCACAUAAAUCGAGAAAUUUCCAUGGAUGGAAAAAUUCAUCUUUGGCACAGUUAAUGUUGUUGUAAUUCAUAUGAUUGAUCAUGAAAAGUUCUUUUAUAUCUUAUGCAACAAAAGAGCAAUACCAUUAUACCAACUUCAAAGAUUGCAGAAUAUAACAUCUGGCUAAAACGCCUACU
Molecule: messenger RNA, 2317 nt
Organism: Morus notabilis
Lineage: Eukaryota; Viridiplantae; Streptophyta; Magnoliopsida; Rosales; Moraceae
Product: bifunctional 3-dehydroquinate dehydratase/shikimate dehydrogenase, chloroplastic-like
Exons: 10
Coding region: 488-2035 (515 amino acids)
Biological process (GO): shikimate metabolic process; chorismate biosynthetic process
Molecular function (GO): shikimate 3-dehydrogenase (NADP+) activity; 3-dehydroquinate dehydratase activity
Source: RefSeq, a predicted model, not a curated record